GCAGGCGCAUGGUCGCCGCUGGCUUGCGCGCGCAGCCGCUGCGGGACAAGCUUCUGAAAUCUCAUUGCGGUGGCGUUGGUGCUGGUUGCGGAUGCUAGGGCAGUUUCUGCAAAACUGUAAACUGAAUUCCUGGAAUCUUCACAUAUGUUGUGUAUAGUGCCUGUUGGUGAACUGUACUGAUACUCGGCUAGACUCUAAAGGGGACUGUAUUCCUGCUCGUGAUACACAAUGGAAGCUGUAGUGCCCUUGGACGAGAUGACAGCCGUCUCAUCAGACCCUCAAACUCUGGCCUCGAGUGAACAAAACAAGGUCCUAAGGAUGGACACUUCUGGGAACCAAGAAGCUAAUUUAGGAGGAGAGACUGCUGAUCGAGAGUCUUUAAGACAGAGGUUCAGGUGGUUUCGUUACUCAGAUGUAGCUGGGCCCAGGAAAUCCCUGAAUGAACUCUGGGAGCUCUGCACUCAGUGGCUGAGACCAGACAUUCACACGAAAGAACAGAUGUUACAGCUUUUGGUCUUUGAGCAAUUCCUGAUCAUUUUGCCUGGGGAGAUCAGGAUGUGGGCAAAGUCACAACAUCCUGAGAGUAGUGAGGAGAUGGUGACCUUAAUAGAGGAUUUGACCCAAAUGCUUGAAGAAAAAGAUCUGGUCUCUCAAGAUUCUGCCAUUUCCCAAGAAGAGAACUCAGAAGAAGAUACAGCAGUUGCUGGCCCUCCAAAUACUGAGCCCAGUGAAUCCAUAACAUUCAAGGAUGUGACCGUGAACUUUACCAGAGGAGAGUGGAAGAGGCUGGAUCCUGCUCAGAAGGACCUAUAUAAGGAAGUCGUAUUGGAAAACUUCAGGAACCUAGAAUUUCUGGGCAUUCCAGUUUCCAAUCUAGAUUUGCUUUCCCAACUAAAAUGGAUUGACCUGCCAUGGCUGCUGGAAAAAAUAAUCUCAAAAAGCUCCAGACUAGAAGAAUCAACUUUAGAUAAAAUAAUAGAAAAAUGCCUCAGGGAUGAUGAGUAUGGCUUGAUGGGAGAAUUCCGGAGGUUGUUGGAGGAGCAUGGCAAGCAGGGACAUUCAAAAGGAACAGUGACACAAAAGAAAUCUCAUGGGAAAGGCAAUAAGGGUGAGGAAAUUGACCCAAAAAGGAGCUCCUCUAGACGUAAUUUCAAAGACACUUCGGACAUAAUUAAACAUCUGAGAGUCUACUUAAAGAAGAAAUCCCGGAGGUAUCAUGAAAGCAAGAAACCCUUCAGUUUUCAUUCAGACCUUAUUCAGAACCGCAAAGAGAAAAGUCACGGAAAAUGUAAUGAAGGUGGGAAAGUCAUCAGUCUCUCUUCAUCUCUUACUGAACAUCAGAAACGUCAGAAGAGUCUUUUGGCAGAUAGGUCUAAGAAGUGCAGUAUAUGUGGUAUGCUCUUCAUUCCAAGGUCAUCUAUUUCUAAGAGAAAAAUCUGUAUAUGUGAAAAAUGUUGGAAAGAGUCACAUCAGGCUGCAGCCUUUAAUAAAGAUGAGGGAACUGACACAGGAGAAAAAACCCAUGAGUGCAGUAAAUGUGGAAAAGCUUUUGGCUAUAGUGCCUCACUCACCAAACAUCAGAGAAUUCACACUGGAGAGACACCCUAUUUGUGUAAUGAAUGUGGAAAAGGUUUUAGUGAUAGUUCAUCGCUCACACCACAUCACAGAACUAAUAAUGGAGAGAAACCCUUCAAAUGCGAUGAUUGUGGAAAAGGUUUCACCCUUAGUGCCCACCUCAUUAAACAUCAGAGAAUUCAUACUGGAGAAAAACCUUACAAAUGUAAAGACUGUGGGAGACCCUUCAGUGACAGUUCAUCUCUUAUUCAACAUCAGCGAAUUCAUACUGGGGAAAAACCCUAUGCAUGUAACGAUUGUGGAAAAUGCUUCAGUCAUAGCUCAUCCCUUUCUAAACAUCAGAGAAUUCAUACUGGAGAGAAACCCUAUAAAUGUGGUGAAUGUGGAAAAGCCUUUAGGCAGAAUUCAUGCCUUACCAGGCAUCAGAGAAUUCACACUGGAGAGAAACCAUAUUUGUGUAAUGAUUGCGGGAUGACUUUUAGCCAUUUUACGUCUGUCAUUUAUCAUCAGAGACUCCAUUCAGGAGAAAAACCCUACAAAUGCAACCAGUGUGAGAAAGCCUUCCCUACCCAUUCCCUCCUUAGUCGUCAUAAGAGAAUUCAUACUGGUGUAAAACCUUACAAAUGUAAAGAAUGUGGGAAAUCCUUCAGUCAGAGUUCAUCUCUUAACGAGCAUCACCGAAUUCAUACUGGAGAGAAGCCUUAUGAAUGUAACUAUUGUGGAGCCACCUUUAGUCGAAGCUCAAUCCUUGUAGAACACGUAAAAAUUCACACUGGAAGGAGAGAAUAUGAAUGUAAUGAAUGUGAGAAGACAUUUAAAAGUAAUUCAGGCCUCAUCAGACAUCAGGGAUAUCACUCUGCAGAGUAAUUCUGGGAAAAUAGUGGAGGGGGGAGGUAAUUUAGUUCAAAUUGUCAGUUAAUGAAAACCUGGGAUGUAAGCUGUUAUGCUAACAACAAUGAUUAGUAGCUGCAACUUUGGUAAAGUGGCAGCUAGGAAAAAUAUUUUUUUUACACUCACCCCUCUUCUUUACAAGGAUGUCAACUGCUUGUAAAUAGAGUAAUUAGGUUUGGUAAAGUCAGGUGGAAAGUGAAGAAAAUAGUAUGAGAUACAAAAUGAUUCUUUACGGCCAAACUUGAAUUUGGAAAGUUCAUUUCUU
This is a messenger RNA of Propithecus coquereli (Coquerel's sifaka), 2731 nucleotides long. RefSeq names its product zinc finger protein 483 (gene ZNF483). Lineage: Eukaryota; Metazoa; Chordata; Mammalia; Primates; Indriidae. Gene Ontology annotation, biological process: regulation of DNA-templated transcription. The record is from RefSeq and is a predicted model, not a curated record. The transcript is spliced from 6 exons. Bases 229 to 2442 code for a protein of 737 amino acids.